Salvia miltiorrhiza (redroot sage) is the source of this 719-nucleotide messenger RNA. Its product is annotated as MLP-like protein 43. NCBI's taxonomy places the organism in Eukaryota, Viridiplantae, Streptophyta, Magnoliopsida, Lamiales, Lamiaceae. Gene Ontology annotation, biological process: defense response. The coding region runs from base 54 to 500 and encodes 148 amino acids. The transcript is spliced from 2 exons. The record is from RefSeq and is a predicted model, not a curated record.
UAAAUUAAUUUGGUUGCAACUCCAAGCACACUAAAAUUGAUCGAAUACCAGAAAUGGCAAACAAGGUAGAAACCCUAGUUGCUAGCUCUCCAAUCAAAUGCCCAGCUGAUAAAUUCUACAAUUUCUUCAAGUUCAACCUAACCGACAUCGUCAAAAUAUUUCCCGCCGUCUACAAAACUGCUGAGGUCAUCCAAGGAGAGUUAGGGGUCGUCGGCUGUAUCACGGUCUGGAGUUACACUAUCGGAGGGAUUGGAAUGGGGAUGAAGGUUUUGACAGAGGUGGUAGAUGAUGCUACAAAAACCAUAAAACUUACUGUUUUGGAAGGUGAUGUUCUGCUACUGUACAAGAGUUUUGCAUGCACACUCACAGUGAGUGAGGGUUUGGGAAAAUGGACUAUAGAGUAUGAGAAGACGACCAUUCUCUCUCCACCUCCUGAGAUCUAUGUUCCUGUUUUAGUCACUCUUCUCACUCUUGUGGAUGCCUUCCUUCUCAUCAACUAAAACCACAUCCCUAUGUUUAUGAAAAAUUAAUGUGGUCUAUAUAUAUAUAUUCCGUUAUUACGAGUGUAUUGAUGAUUAUGGCGAUGAUGAUGAUUCCAUUUUAUUCAGCAUUUGUAUUGGAAGAUGAAAUGUAUUUGGAAUGGAUAUUUGAUUCAUGUACUAUGUAAUAUAUCAUAUUAAAUAAAAAUCUGUUGUGGGGAAUGGUUUGUUAUUGAUUAA